This is a messenger RNA of Zerene cesonia (dogface butterfly), 1110 nucleotides long. Its product is annotated as UDP-glycosyltransferase UGT5-like. Lineage: Eukaryota; Metazoa; Arthropoda; Insecta; Lepidoptera; Pieridae. Bases 1 to 1110 code for a protein of 369 amino acids. The transcript is spliced from 5 exons. The record is from RefSeq and is a predicted model, not a curated record. Gene Ontology annotation, molecular function: UDP-glycosyltransferase activity.
AUGCAUGAAUUAGUUAAACGAGGACAUGAAGUAACCAUAAUUACAGCAGAACCACAGUUUUUAAAAGAAAAUGCUCCUAUAAAUCUGACAGAAAUUAAUAUACACGAUGUAUCAUACGAAUAUUAUAAGGAAUUUAAUUCUUUAAAAAUAAAGGCUAAAUCAGCUUUCGAAAUGUCAAGCUACAUGUUUGAAAAGCAAAUUUUGAAUUUAGAAAUAUGGGAAGAUCAAAUGCUGCAAAGAGUUAUAGGUAAUGACGUGCCCCCACUACGUGAAUUAAAGAAAAACGUUGUUUUGUAUUUUCUUAAUACUCAUCGGAUUUGGGAUGCUAAUCGACCGGUCCCACCUAAUGUAAUUUACUUGGGAGGGUUACAUUUACAAGCUCGGAGGGAAUUGCCUAAGGAUUUAUCAGAGCAUCUCGAUUCAUCCGUCGGUGUGAUAUACACGAGUUUCGGCACCAACGUCGAUCCAUCAACGUUACCGCCAAGAAAGAUUAAGAUUUUAUCGAGAGUUCUCUCCGAGCUUCCUUACACAGUUCUAUGGAAGUGGAAUAAAGAAAAAUUACCUGGUCAUUCGAAAAAUAUUGUCACAUCGAAGUGGUUUCCGCAAGCAGAUUUAUUGCAUCAUCCCAAAAUGAGGUUAUUCAUAAGCCAAGGUGGCCUUCAAUCGACUGAAGAAGCUAUAGAUGCUGGAAUCCCAUUACUUGGAAUCCCAUUAAUUGGUGAUCAGUGGUACAAUGUUGAGAAAUAUGAACAUUUUAAAAUUGGUUUAAAAGUGGACUUAGAAACUAUUACUGAGGGUAGCUUGAAGCAAGCUAUUGAUAAACUAAUAAAUGACUCAAGUUAUCGCCAGAAUAUAAUUAAGUUGCGUCAAAUAAUAAGGGAUCAGCCCCAAAGUGCUUUGAAACGUGCUGUGUGGUGGACGGAGUAUGCACUGAGACAUUCUGGGAAUGUGAUAGAUCACUUACAUCCACCAGUAACUAAUAUAUCGUGGAUUAAUUAUUACGAAUUGGAGUUAGUUCUGAACAUCAUUUUAUGCUACGUGAUUAUUAUAAUAAUUGUUUCCUCAAUAAGCAAUUUAAUUUUCAAGGUGGUUAAGCGAAAUUCGUUUUAA